ACGUGUCGAGUGCAUAGCGGGCAAAACAAAGGUGUUGUUAUGGGUUAGAUUUCAAAAAUAGGUGUCAAUGUUUCAGUAUUUAAAGGGUAUACUGAAACAAAUUUUGAAUGAGAUCAACAAGUGGCGGGCGCCGCGACGACAGCGCCGCAAUUUCCGACGGCCGCCGCGACACGACGCGUCCCUCCACCUGCUUAAACUGCAUUCCAGCACUGCGGCGGUUCCUUGACCGUUUCUUAAUACUCAAAACUAGUGUUUUUGUGAAGUUUAUAAAUAAUAGUGAAUAACAGAAUUCGUAAUUGCUAACGCAUAUUGUUGUUUUUUAUCUGACGGGAUAAUUUGGAGCCAAUCGAAAAUCUGCGAGAGUGGAGGCCUUUUGAAUUCGUGGUGCUUUUUGGUGUAGAGGAAGCCGCAGGGGAAGACCCGAACGAACUGAAACUGGGGCGUAGGACUACCGCAUGUUUUAUGAAUUUCGUCUUACCAGGUGACCGUCAAUCAUCACCUUCGCCACCACCGUCAUCGUGGUCAGCAUCGUCGCGUCGUGAUCAGCACACUCUUCCGCCGUCGACUACGAUGCAGCACAAUUCCGGGUCACCGCAGCAGUUCUGUCUGCGCUGGAACAAUUACCAGACGAAUUUGACGAACGUGUUCGAUCAGCUGUUGCAAAGCGAGUCGUUCGUCGACGUGACGCUCGCAUGCGACGGUCACUCGGUCAAGGCGCAUAAAAUGGUGCUGUCGGCCUGCAGCCCCUACUUUCAGUCGCUUUUCUUCGAAAAUCCCUGUCAGCAUCCCAUCGUCAUAAUGCGCGACAUCAAAUGGCCCGAACUCAAAGCGGCCGUCGAAUUUAUGUACAAGGGCGAAAUUAACGUGUCCCAGGAGCAGAUCGGGCCGCUUCUCAAAGUUGCCGAGUCCCUCAAAAUACGAGGCCUGGCCGACGUUAACGGAGAACAGGACGUUGUCAGUCCACCUGGUGAAAUACUGGGAAAAGCAAAGACAUCGACGGCUAGCGGUCUUGAAUGGGAAGCCCGUCAGGACGGCAGCGUCGAUACGGGGGCGCCUCGCGUUAAGAAACGACGCCGUCCUUCGGGCGAGCGUUCCAGUCUCAGUAGUCCGGCGGAGAGCGCAGGCGCGGCAGAUGUGCCUGAAGCUCCCCCGUCUGUCGAAAUGAGCCCUGCACCCCCCGUCACGCCACUGUCGUCCACUACGGCCCCACCCGAGCCGCUACCCCUCACGCUACCGCUGACGUCACAACAACCCAUUACCCAAGGACACAAUGUUCCUCCAAAUGCUGCCGCAUCAGACGAUAUGGAGAUAAAACCGGGAAUCGCGGAAAUGAUACGGGAGGAAGAAAGGGCAAAGUUGUUAGAGUCCUCCCAUGCGUGGUUGGGAGCAUCAACAUCUUCAAUAGCGGCAGACAGCUACCAAUAUCAACUGCAGUCCAUGUGGCAAAAAUGUUGGAACACGAAUCAAAGUCUGGUGCAUAAUUUACGAUUCAGAGAACGUGGUCCACUGAAAUCGUGGAGACCGGAAACGAUGGCCGAAGCCAUUUUUUCCGUUCUCAAGGAAGGACUUUCGCUGUCCCAAGCCGCCAGAAAAUACGACAUACCCUAUCCGACAUUCGUUCUAUACGCCAACAGAGUACACAACAUGUUAGGACCAUCUGCUGACGGUGGAUCAGAUUUGAGGCCCAAGGGCAGAGGAAGGCCGCAACGUAUUCUUCUCGGUGUUUGGCCUGAUGAACACAUAAAAGGGGUCAUCAGGGCAGUUGUCUUUCGUGAUUCUCAUCACAUAAAGGAAGAUCCAAUUGGAUAUCCACGUAUUCACGAUGGGGUGGGAAUACCGGCCAGUUAUCCUAAUAACACAUGCAACAAUGGUUCAGAUCCUACGGUUUCUCCUGGCGCUGCAGCUGCGGCAGCCGUUGCGGCGGUUGCCCAAGGUCUUCGACAACAAAUGUGCAACAUGAUGGCAGCCGCACAGCAACAACAACAACAACAGCAGCAGCAACAGCAGCAGCAACAACAGCAACAACAACAGCAGUCACAACAACAACAGCAAAAUUGCGUUCAUGAUAGUCUCGUUAACUCUCUGACAUUAGCGGCUCAUUGUACGGCCUCUCCGCUUCCCAUGCCCACAACAGCACUUUCGAGUAACGGUGCAACACCCACAUUGAGUCUAGGCGGACAUCGAAUGACAAGUCCAGCCAGUGUACAAGACUUGCGAAUAAGUCCUACAGGAUCAGCCAUGGAAAGUCCUUUGUCGUCACCAUUGGGACUUACUAUAUCGAAUGCUAUGGUACCGCCUUCCUCUCAGCAACAACAGCCACCAACCCCAACGGCAAUGAGUUUGGCACCAGGUGGUAAUGACGUAACAGGUAUUGGCGUUUCGGGGAUGACUUACAAACCGUCCGCGAGACCAUUCGCCUCACCGCGCCCUGAGACCCUUUUCCAAGAAGACAUCGAUGAGUUAGUGAAACCGAUGCACACUGCAACUACUACUUCUCCUCAUCAUCUUCAUCACCACCAUCCCCAUCAUCACCUACCCAAAGAUUCGAUGACGACGACGCCCAUUAAAAUUGAACCGUUGACAGAGUGCCGGGGCGAAUGAACACGAACAGUGCUUCAGUGCAAUGUGAUACGUUAUUUUUGAAAUUAAUGAUUAAGUAAUUAAUAAUCUUUUGGUUUAUUUAAAAAAGGAAUAAGAAACAAAAUUGCUCUACCACUAUUCCUACUAUUACUACUACUACAACUACCAUUUGUUGUUGCCGUCGUUGUGUUACGAUUAUUACCAUUACGGACUUCUUUUGUAAAAGUUAAACUUUCUCGAGAAAUUAUCCCUUUAUUAAUUCUAUCAACCGCUUAAAAAAAAUACUAACGAGCUCUUGAGAGGGUUUGAUGGUGUCCAAAUGUAAACCAAAAAAGUCGACGUAUCUUACCGAAAA
Agrilus planipennis (emerald ash borer) is the source of this 2935-nucleotide messenger RNA. Its product is annotated as protein bric-a-brac 1-like. Gene Ontology annotation, molecular function: DNA binding; protein binding. The record is from RefSeq and is a predicted model, not a curated record. Gene Ontology annotation, cellular component: nucleus. NCBI's taxonomy places the organism in Eukaryota, Metazoa, Arthropoda, Insecta, Coleoptera, Buprestidae. The transcript has 9 exons. Gene Ontology annotation, biological process: regulation of transcription by RNA polymerase II. The coding region runs from base 463 to 2601 and encodes 712 amino acids.